AUGGUCAAGUGGUUGGAAGCGCUCUUCGCCGCCAUCGAUGUCGCCGCCCCGAUCGACGACCGUGAUUACCCCCGCGAUCAGAGUAUCCCCCGCAUUCAACGUAUCCGCUGGUUCCGGGGCGAGACGCCAGCUCAGACGAAUGACUAUCCCGCGCCGACACCGCGCCCCCUCAGUCCGGAGCUACGCCGCGUGGCUUCUGCCGAGAGCUCAAAUCCCUUUCCAUCCUCGUUGGUGAUGGAGGCCGUUCUAGACGAGCCCGUCAUCGACGACACACCUAUUGGCGAGGGCGAAACUGCUGUCCUGGAGACUGAGUCUAUCUACGGCCCUGGGCCUGCCCGCAAUGAGCAAAUCAGCAGCCGCCUAUCGACGACAUCGUAUCCAAACGAGGCCAUCGACCCUGACACCGGCAAAUGGGCUCCCGAGCACCAAUGGACUGCCGCCCAUGACUUGCUGUAUGCCAAGCUUUGUUACUCGGUUCUCUUGUUCAAGAGCCCGCGGAAGUCAAACUACAUCAUCAGCAAGGGGAAGCAAUGGUUUGUGGACUGGGCAACGGGCCGCAUGGUCCGGGUCCUGCCGCCGACCUACGGCGAGAUCGACUUCUUUGGCCCUUGGCAAGUCAUUCACACGGAAAACAGAAGGAUUUAA
Messenger RNA from Colletotrichum spaethianum, 645 nucleotides. RefSeq lists its product as uncharacterized. NCBI's taxonomy places the organism in Eukaryota, Fungi, Ascomycota, Sordariomycetes, Glomerellales, Glomerellaceae. The transcript has a single exon. Bases 1 to 645 code for a protein of 214 amino acids. The record is from RefSeq and is a predicted model, not a curated record.